Molecule: messenger RNA, 371 nt
Organism: Strongylus vulgaris
Lineage: Eukaryota; Metazoa; Nematoda; Chromadorea; Rhabditida; Strongylidae
Source: the annotation of a GenBank genome assembly
AUGGCUUUGCCAGUUUUGCGUGGCUACUUGAAAUUGUACACAUCAUUGCCGACGAAGAAGUUAGCAUCGUUCAUGGAUGUUGAUGAUGCAAGCUAUGAUUCUUUCCUUGGAAAAUUAUUGACGUAUAAGGCAAGAUUGAAUAUGAUUGUAAAUGAACUCGGCAAGGAUUCAAUAGCUGCUCCAAAUGAUGAUGAUGAGCCGAAUACAGACAUUGAUUUCUAUGUGGAUAAGGACAUGAUCUGCAUCGCGGAUACGAAAGUGGCGCGACGUGUUGGAGAGCAUUUCAUCCGACAUAUGCAAAAAUUGCAUGAGGUUUGUGUAGUGUCGGUUAAAGUCCUCUUUCAAACUUAUAUUUGUGCCUUCUUAUAAAG